GGAAAGCCUAUGAAUUAAUUAUGGGCAUCCUUGGUUCAUUUUUUUCAAAAAUAAAAAGGCAUCCUUGGUUCAUCUUGAAGGUGUAGUGGAUUGACCCAGUGUUCCUACCAAAAAAAGGAUUGACCCACUGUGUUGCCUUGUUCAUUCUGCUAUGCUGCAUGGUAGCAAAGACUUUCAGUUUUUCAAAUAAUAUUUUGCUUGGUGGAGACGCUUUCUCCACCUUUUUCGAUAAAAAGAAAAAGAAAAAAAAUCUAAAGCAACAAAGCAAUCAACCCAAAAAAGAAAUGCGCCAUCAGUGCAUCUUUUUCCCUUGCUGCUAUUCAAAUUAGUCCUGAGCUCUUUCAUCAGAUCUGCUGCAAAUCACCUUCGUCUGGGUAACCAUGGCUCUGGUCUUCCAUGCUGGAAAUACUAAUAGUAAUGCCUUCAAGACGCUCAUUGCUGCAGAGUACAGUGGAAUCCCAGUUGAACUGGUCAAGAAUUUUGAGAUGAGUGUCACUAACAAAACUCCUGAAUUUCUUAAGAUGAAGCCUCUGGGGAAGAUUCCUGUGUUGGAAACUCCUGAUGGUCCUGAAUUCGAGAGCAAUGCCGUAGCUCGCUGUGUUACUCGUUUGAAGACUGACAACCCGCUUUAUGGUUCUUCCCUGAUUGACUAUGCUCAAAUUGAGCAGUGGAUUGAUUUUUCAACAACUGAAAUUGACUCCAAUAUUCGUCGUUGGUUAUACCCACGAUUUGGACUUGCGCCAUACCUUCCCCUGGUUGAGGAAGCUGCCAUUUCUGCUUUGAAGAGAGCUGUAGGUGCUUUGAACAUGCAUCUUGCUUCAAACAUAUGCUUGGUUGGACGGAUUGUAACUCUUGCUGACAUCAUCAUGAUCUGCAACUUGUGGCUUGGAUUCGUCCAUGCAAUGACUAAAAGCUUCACCUCGGAGUUUCCACAUGUUGAGCGGUACUUCUGGACAACGGUUAACCUGCCAAAUUUCCACAAGAUAUUGGGUGAGGUAAAGCAGACAAAAGCUGUUCCACCAUUUCAGUUAGCAAACACAGAAGUUCCACCAAUUCAGUCAGCGAAGACAGAAGCUGUUCCACCAUUUCAGUCAGCAAAGAAGCCUUCUCAGCUGAAAAAUCCUGCAAAACCUAAGCCCAAGAAUAAACUUAAAGAAAAGGAAAAGGAAGAACCUGCAAAGAUGAUAUUGGAUAAAUGGAAGAGGCUCUACUCGAACACCAAGACCAAUUUCCGUGAGGUUGCCAUUAAAGGUUUCUGGGACAUGUAUGACCCUGAGGUAUACUCUCUCUGGUUUUGUAGUUACAAGUACAAUGAUGAAAACACUGUAUCAUUCAUCACCCUUAACAAGGUCAGUGGUUUCUUCCAACGGAUGGAUCUGGCUCGUGAAUAUGCUUUUGGCAAGAUGCUAGUUAUUGGCUCAGAGCCACCAUUCAAGGUGAAGGGGUUGUGGCUCUUCCGUGGACAAGACAUACCUCAAUUUGUGCUUGAUAAGUGCUAUGACAUUGAGUUUUAUGAGUGGGUGAAAGUUGACAUCUCGGAUGAGGCUCAGAAGGAGCGUGUUAAUCAGAUGAUAGAAGAUCAUGAACCUUUUGAGGGGGAGGCCCUACUGGAUUCUAAGUGUUUCAAGUGAUGAGAAAACUGCUUCCAUCAACGCUUUUUGCUUAAUGGUGGCAGGGACCAAUGAAGAUGAUCACACGUGUGAUUUUUACAAAUGUACAAAAAGAUAUGGAGGACAUCAAGGAGCUGUAUAAUAAGUGUUACUCUUGAGCAUGCCAUAGCCAAUGAAACUUCAGGGACUACAAGACUGAAGGAACUUCCACUAUCCCCUAAUAGAUCCCCUAGGGGGAAGAAACUAAUUGUUCAAUUUAUGUAUAUUUUACAAGAACAAGGUUCGGAUUGUGCAGGCUAGUGAGGUUUAUGGUUUGGUAUAUAUCGAACAACUUUAUCAUCAAAAUCGAACCAUGCUAGGGAAGAUUCUUUUUCAAUAUAUUGAAACCAUAUUGGUUGUUCUUCAAUUUUAAA
Macadamia integrifolia is the source of this 2023-nucleotide messenger RNA. Its product is annotated as elongation factor 1-gamma 2-like. Gene Ontology annotation, molecular function: translation elongation factor activity; glutathione transferase activity. Bases 381 to 1631 code for a protein of 416 amino acids. Gene Ontology annotation, biological process: translational elongation. Lineage: Eukaryota; Viridiplantae; Streptophyta; Magnoliopsida; Proteales; Proteaceae. The record is from RefSeq and is a predicted model, not a curated record. The transcript is spliced from 8 exons.